Actinia tenebrosa (Australian red waratah sea anemone) is the source of this 1557-nucleotide messenger RNA. RefSeq lists its product as uncharacterized. The record is from RefSeq and is a predicted model, not a curated record. Lineage: Eukaryota; Metazoa; Cnidaria; Anthozoa; Actiniaria; Actiniidae.
ACAACCGGUUGAGUAAUAUAACUGAUUGCAAAACAAAUUUGUCAUUCAGUCAGUAGGGUUGAUCGGAUCAGUAACACAGAAUCCGAGAGCCAUGGAUUACAAACUUCUUUUUGGCUCUCUCCUCGUCCUCAUCGUUGCCGUUACGGCCAAAUCGACACACAAAGAUAAAGGUCUCGUAUCUAAGCGUAGUGCAAACCCAUGUCCUCCCGGAUGUCCAGGAUCAUGCGCACCCGCUUGUACCGCCGUCUGUUGUUCGCCACCACCACCACCACCAUUGCCCCCACUCCCACCUGCACUUCCACCACCACCUCCACCACCACCUGGCCCACCAGGACCAGACGGACCAAUGGGAAUGCCUGGACCAUCAGGACCUGAUGGACCAAAAGGACCACCCGGACCACCUGGACUUCCCGGACCACCAGGUCUACCCGGUCUCCCCGGUGCACCAGCUGGACCUUCCGGACGUGAUGGACCAAUGGGACCUCCAGGACCAGCCGGUAACCAAGGACCUCCCGGAGAUAUGGGACCAAUGGGACCACCCGGUAUGGCCGGUAACCCAGGACCACCAGCUCCUCCAGGCCCACCACCACCAUGUCCUCCCGUCUGCGUACACACCUGUAUCAAGGCUUGUGCACCAGCCUGUUGUGCUCACGGCAAGAAGAGAUCCUCUCUUCUGCAUGUUCACGAUGCGUUUCAAUCUCACCUUAAUGAAUUAUUCAUAAGCUCUCCACUAUUAAGGUUCAAGUGUACUAUCAAGUUUUUCACUCAUUCUCAUAAGGAAGGCAAGGCGACCAAGAUGGAAGUGAGGAUAGUUUUGAUUUUAUCAACCCUACUUUACUUAUCGACCCUGGUCACGGGAGCAAGUGUUAGUAAAGGAGCAGCUAGUACCAAACGAAGUCCCAAAGCUUGUGGUAUAUCAUGUCCUACAAGUUGUGCUCCAGCAUGUUCACCAUCAUGUUGCUACCCACCAUCCCCACCACCCCCUUAUCCUCCACCACCUACAGCGCUACCACCUCCACCAGCACCUCCACCAAUGCCGGGUCCACCAGGCCCUGAUGGACCAAUGGGAAUGCCAGGACCUCAAGGUCCCGAUGGACCAAAAGGACCACCCGGACCACCUGGACUUCCCGGACCACCAGGUCUACCCGGUCUCCCCGGUUCACCAGCUGGAGCUCCUGGACGUGAUGGACCUAUGGGACCUUCUGGUGCACCUGGAAAUAAAGGACCUCCAGGAGAUAUGGGACCCUCAGGACCUCCCGGACCUCCUGGACCCCCUGGUCAGCCUGCACCACCUGGACCAUCUACACCUUGCCCUACAAUUUGCGCACGUACUUGUAUAUCACAUUGUCCUUCUAGCUGUUGCGGGCACUACUAUAACCAGAAGUAAUUUAUUGUAAAUGGCUAUUAAGCUUUAUUUUAUGUUCAUUGAUGUUUUCAUCAACGUUUUGCAUAUUCGACAAGGAAUCUAUCUGCUGCACUCCGUAGGCUGUAAGAAACCUUUAUUUUAACUUGUCAAAAUAUUUGGAAAUAAAUGUUAUUAAAAAAACAGUAAAACGA